Nicotiana tabacum (common tobacco) is the source of this 525-nucleotide messenger RNA. The record is from RefSeq and is a predicted model, not a curated record. Lineage: Eukaryota; Viridiplantae; Streptophyta; Magnoliopsida; Solanales; Solanaceae.
AUGCAGAAGAAGAAAUCAACAGUUGCACGUAGAGCUUGGAACAUUCUCCGCCUAGCCUUGUUAUGGGCAAGAAAAGAUGGCAUUUUCAGGAACAGGCACCUUACAGCCGAUCUCCGUUUGCUUCCCAAAUACAUUAAAAGCCUCCGUCAUACCGAUGACUAUGGUUACGGUGUUGGUCCCGGUGUGUUACAUUAUGGGGAGCGUGAGUUUUCCUUUGAUGACACCCCGAUCAUUCAUGUCAAGAUGCAUCGCCCUGCUUCCUUGCGUUUCAAGAUGCCUAACAUCCCCUGCAUCAAACCUCAAGUUGACUUUGACUUUAACUUUGAAAAUGAUCAUCAUCUUGACGAUGAAAUGUACCAUGGUUAUGAUGAUGAUGUUCCAAGGAGAAGUUUUUUGAAGGGUGCGGAUGAUGAUAAUGAAGACGAUGAAUAUGCGAGCUGUGAGGUCACACAGGAGAUUAGUUGUCCUGGUGAUGAAGCUAUUGAUAUGAAGGCUGAUACACCUCCUUUUUCCGCCCUCGCGGGG